UCACUCCACGACAAUAAGCUCGAAUGCCUGGCGGGUGACACCUUUGCUGAUCUAUUGAACCUGCGAGUACUAAGUUUUGACGAAAAUUCCUUUGCCUGUUACUGCAACAUGCAAUGGCUGCCUGACUGGAUGAGGCGAAACCGCCACCGGAUAGCCAUUUCGCCGCAUCCUCCAACCUGCCAAUCCCCGCCUAGUCUCGCUGGGGCCCCCAUCGCCAGUCUGUCCACAAACCAUUUCACCUGCCCGGAUCAAGCAAUGGAGAGUGCGCAGGAGAACUCCAGUCCUCCCGAUGGUGGCCUCCAGGUCGGUCAGACUACACUACCAAUGCCGCCGCUGGAGUGUUCAGCUGCUCUGGCCGGUGGCGCCUGUUGUUCCGAAAGGAGUCCCGGUAAGUGGACAAGCCCGCGCCUGGCAGCUGGGUUGUUUUUCUUCCAGUGUUAG
Messenger RNA from Dibothriocephalus latus, 441 nucleotides. The record is from the annotation of a GenBank genome assembly. Lineage: Eukaryota; Metazoa; Platyhelminthes; Cestoda; Diphyllobothriidea; Diphyllobothriidae.